CGUUUCCAUCAGCUCUACGCGUCACUGUGACGAGGAAUUGGUUCUGUUGGAACAGUUCUAUAUAUGAAUCGUGCUCGGGAAUGCAGCACAGCUCCUUCUAUUCACGCAUUUCGAUCGCACCUCUUGAAUGAACACCCAUACCUGACAUACCUAUAAGUUUGCUGGAAUCAAGAUGAAGGUGGUCAUUAUUGGUGCCGGAAUCGGUGGUCUGGUUUGCGCCAUAUCCUGUCGUCGGGAAGGCCUCGAAGUUGUAGUUCUCGAACAAGCUGCUGCUUUACAACCUGUCGGCGCAGGAAUACAGAUACCUCCCAACGCUGCCCGGAUCCUUCGCAAGCUCGGCCUCGUACCUCAACUGCUAGACAAGGCUACUUUGGUCGAUACAAUUGACUACCUUCGAUACAAAGAUGGCGAGGUUCUGUAUCAGAUGGAAGGCGGCGAGAAGAUGAAGGAAUUAUAUGGCGAUGUUUGGAUGGUUAUUGCUCGGCCACACUACCACGGCGUAUUAUGGAGCGCGGCCAAGGAGGCUGGCGUAGAGUUACGACUUGGCGCGGAGGCAGUGGCAAUUGAUUUUGAGGACUCAAGCGUGCGCCUUGUGACUGGCGAAAUCGUACGAGGUGAUGUUGUCGUUGGUGCCGAUGGUCUCUGGUCGAGGUCGAGGGAUCAGAUUCUUGGCCGACUCUCGCCUCCGUCUGAGACGGGAGACCUUGCAUAUCGAGCCACCUUGACUUUGCAGCAGAUGAAGGAUUUGAAAGACCCUCGAAUAGACGACUUAAUCGAGCAUAAGACAGUCAAAUGCUGGAUAGGCCCGAACAAGCAUUGUGUUCUUUAUCCCAUCGGUGGUGGACAAGUAUUCAACCUUGUCAUUUUAUGCCCAGAUGACAUACCCAAAGACAUGAGACAGGCGCCUGGGGAUGUGGAGGAGAUGCGAGCUUUGUUCGUCGGCUGGGAUGAAAGACUGACGAAAAUGCUAUCAUGUGUCCCGUCCGUUUUAAAAUGGAAGCUGUGUCACCACGAAGAAUUGCGAUCGUGGAGGAAGGGACCCAUAGCCUUGCUUGGCGAUGCAUGCCAUCCAACGCUGCCAUAUCAAGCGCAGGGCGCAGCAAUGGCAGUAGAAGAUGGUGCUGUUCUGGGAAAGCUGCUUGGGCAGUUGAUGAGCUCAGGUCUAUAUCAUGAUGGGGCCAGAGACACUAUACUGGACAUGUUGGAGAUCUACGAGAACCUACGAAAGUCUAGGACCACCAUUAACGUUCAGGGAGCGAGAUCAAAUCAGCGUGCAUAUCAUUUGCCAGACGGCCCCAUUCAGGAGUCUAGGGAUGCUUGGCUUAGGUCUCAACCUAGAGGAGCUUCACCUGAUGGUUUCACUCUUGCUGACACGGCUUACCUCGGAGUUAUUCUGGGAUUUGAUGCCUUGGAGGAAAGUGUUUAUGCUUUCGAAAAUUGGAAAGCAGGCCAGGUACAAACCUUGCCGAGAUACAAUUUGUAGUGGUUUAUAAAGGCGAGCCGAAGCACUGAUCUCUAGAGACUUCGUUCUUUCUGCCUUGAACAGUACAGAAGUAGAGGCAUCCUUUGACAGAUUGAACAUCAAGUGCUCCGUGGAGGAAAUUCAGACAUAUUGUAAAUACAUCAAAGGCGGCGCAGACACAGGAGCUAUGGCCGACACGCC
Colletotrichum acutatum is the source of this 1663-nucleotide messenger RNA. RefSeq lists its product as uncharacterized. The coding region runs from base 173 to 1483 and encodes 436 amino acids. The record is from RefSeq and is a predicted model, not a curated record. The transcript has 6 exons. Gene Ontology annotation, molecular function: FAD binding; monooxygenase activity. Lineage: Eukaryota; Fungi; Ascomycota; Sordariomycetes; Glomerellales; Glomerellaceae.